AUGGCCUCCGCAUCCCCUACACCUGCUGCGAACUGUGACCAGGCCGUCCGUUCCGCUACGGGCAGUGUCUCUCCUCACCAAGUCGCAAGCCCGAAGAAGGUCACAUUCGAACUCCUCUUCACCGAGACGCAGGUUCGUGGCCGUCUUCCAAUGCGUGUCGAUAUUUUCCCCCAUGAUUCUACCGACUCCAUUGUCACCACUGUCAAGAACUUUUACGGGCUGUACUCGGGCCCGACCGGCUCCCGAGGCGUCAGUUUCGAGGAUCAAGACGGCACUACCCUCAUCGCCCGCUACGAGAAUUUCCGCAAUUGCAUGACUGUCUAUGUUCGUGUCAUUGAGGAUGCUCCCGCGGCCUCCUCCAAUUCCUUUAUUCCUCCAGCCUUCAACUCGGCCCCCAAUCACACUCAGCCCUUCUAUGGGACCGAAGCAUACCCCCUUCAGGCGCCGCCGCACUUCACGUCCGAGUUCACAAGGACCGCUUCGCGGUCGCCUCGGAGGCGCAGUCCUUCUCCCUAUGGCGGGCACGACCGCCGCAGCGCUUCAGCCAACGCGAACCCGCGCACGACCAAGAAGAGUCGAUCACGCUCCUCGAGGGCCCGUGAUCCAGCCGCCCACCCACACGCCGAACUAUACAGUGAUAGCAUCAACGGCUAUAGCAGUGGCGACGGCGCGCCCGGAAGUACCACCUCCGGCAAGGCCAAGGAACAGCUCGGCAACACUGAGAUUAGUCUUGAGAAUAUUGUCGAGGGUGGCCGUCGGAAGAGGGCCAAGUUUGAAAGUUCGGAACUGCCGCUGUUCGCACCCCCGCAAAUGCCAGCCGCCACAUCGAACCCAUCAGUGUCGCCUGCGCGUCGCAUCGAACACCAGCGACCCUCAAUAUCCCAUGCGCAGCAAGGCCAGAAUCCAUUCACGAACCCUAUGCCACUGCAGUCCCCGCAAAGCUACAACAACGGCUUCGGGCAGGCUGCUUUCUACGCAACACCCGCCUCUGACACUCGCCGCGCCCGCAACAGCAUCAGCCACAGCGGUCAAGGCAGUGCUCAUGCUGGUAUGUCUGGCAUCCUGCCGACACCAGACCCGACUGUCGGCAGUUGCAUGUCAGAGGAGGACAAGGAUGUCGCCAUCCAGCUAAUGCGCCUGGGUGACAUGUCAAACAUCUCUCACGGGCGAACCUCGGCGUCGACUCUCGAUGACACAUUCAGCGGUCGCGCUGACGCUGCCUCGUCGACUGGUGCCACUAGUGAGGGAGACAGCGACAGUGAAGAGGAGCUCCCUGAGGCUCGCCGCCAGAAGCUCGAUGCCGCUGGGACUAUGCGCAAGAUUUACCAGACCACCGAGAGCCACUUUAUGCCUCCGAAUGGCGGUCUCGACAGGGGCGCUACCCUCGGUGAAGACGCCGCGACCCGACCUACCCAACAAGAUGAGCCUCCUAUGAAGCCAUUGAAGUCCAAAACGGCCCUGCCAGACAUGCCCAGGCCUAAAGUCUUGACCUCUGCGGUCAAGACCAGCAAGACGUCAAAGGCAAGCAAAGUGCCUCGUCCUGUUGGUACCACCAAGUCGAAGAAGCCUGCUGCUUCUGUGGCAAGCAACGGCCCCAUGUCGCCGUCCUCGCUGCCUCCGUCGCGAAAGCCGUCUGUCACAGCUGGCGUGCCCCUUCCACCGGGUACCGUCGACGAGGAACAGCUUGACCUCUCUGCCAAGCCGCGCUGUCAGCGCUGCCGGAAAAGCAAGAAGGGCUGCGAUAGGCAGCGUCCUUGCGGUCGCUGCAAGGACGCCGGUCUCAGUGCCGACCAGUGCAUCAGCGAGGACGAAGGUAACGGCCGCAAGGGUCGCUAUGGUCGCCACAUGGGUGUCCCCAUUAAGAUGGAGGACAUCGCUGUCGGUCCAUCGCAUCCCUCUCUCAUGCCUUCAGCAACUCCAGUGUCUGCUGCCACUACUGCCGCCGCCGCCGCUGCGGACAAACUGAAGAAGCGCAAACGGUAG
Molecule: messenger RNA, 1983 nt
Organism: Verticillium dahliae VdLs.17
Lineage: Eukaryota; Fungi; Ascomycota; Sordariomycetes; Glomerellales; Plectosphaerellaceae
Exons: 2
Coding region: 1-1983 (660 amino acids)
Biological process (GO): regulation of DNA-templated transcription
Molecular function (GO): DNA-binding transcription factor activity, RNA polymerase II-specific; zinc ion binding
Source: RefSeq, a predicted model, not a curated record